This is a messenger RNA of Cannabis sativa, 1468 nucleotides long. RefSeq lists its product as uncharacterized. Bases 1 to 1359 code for a protein of 452 amino acids. The record is from RefSeq and is a predicted model, not a curated record. The transcript has 3 exons. Lineage: Eukaryota; Viridiplantae; Streptophyta; Magnoliopsida; Rosales; Cannabaceae.
AUGUCAAAGGGAAGUGCACAUCUUAUAAUUCCAGUGUCGGACCAUUACAUUGGCCGUGUCACAUGGCACGGGGGUAGUUACUACUACCCGGAGAUUAAGGCUAAAUUUGAAGAAUUUAACCUAUUGGACAGGGUGAGGGAAUCCCCUUUCAAACAGUUUUUCGAGAGAGCGCCCAUACAAUUUUCUGGAGCAUUUUUUCAUCAGUUGAUGCUUCACAAAAUAAAAUCUGACAAGCCGGACGAGGUGCAUUUCUAUGUGGGAAGGAAGAGAUGUAGAUUUGGGAGGGUGGAGUUCGGCUUGGUCACCGGGUUAAACUUAUUGCCCGGCCCUACUGAGGAAGACAUCAAACAAAAUGGAAGCUCUGACCGGUUGAUUCAGGAAUAUUUCAACGGUAGUGCUUCGAUCACCUUCGGCCAACUGCGCACAGUUUUUGAGAGCUGCACAGAAGCUGAUGAUGUUUACAAGUUGGGGAUGGCCUUGUUUGUUAUGGGCGUCCUCACUGGUAAGGAGGAGAAGACUGCCGUUCCUCCUUUUGUGAUAAGAAUGGUUGAUAACCUUCCAUUCUUCUACGAGUAUCCCUGGGGAAAGAUUUCUUACACCAAGCUGAUGGAAAGUUGUAACAAGGAUUACUUGGAUGUGAAGAAUAAGAUGUUGAAAAAGAUUGAGAAGGGAGUAACUCAGAAGGAGGCAAAAUACUCAGCCUACGGCUAUGCUGCAGCGUUGCAGUAUUGGGCAUACGAGGCCAUAUUACAGCUGGGCAACGAGUAUGCAGUGAGGAGGUCGCAUGGCUUUCCGAGAAUGGUCAACUGGGAGAGUAAGCCGAAAACUACACUCGGGAAGGAUGAAGUGACCAGAUUAUUUGCUAAAAAUUUGACAGUGUACUCCGUGUUAUGUCCUCGGCCGAACGAGAUUGAGUUUGUGAGUUACAUAACCGGGGGUCAGCCUCCGUUAUUUGUUGACUUGGAGGAACUUGUGUUGGGUGAGGAUGGGCAACCAACACAGGAUGCUUUGCGAAGCCAGGCCGAAAAGCUUGCCUCCACAUUGGAAGAACGAGCGGAGGCAGCCCGAAUAUUUAAAGACUCUACACCACCUCCACCGUCUCCUCCACGUGCAUCGCCCGCAGUUCCAGAUGGGUCUGGUGUUGACCCAUCUCCAGCUUCAGUUCCUGAUGGGUUUGGUGUUGCCCAUCUGCAGCUUCAGUUCCUGAUGGGUCUGGUGUUGACCCACUUGCAGCGUCACAGGGUCCUCCUGUUCCCCCGUCAGCUUCCAUUCCCAGCACCUCGGAGGCUCGCGAUCCAGUAUACCCUGCCAUUUUGGCAAGGUUGGAGACUGUGGAGAGGGGGCAGGCCGCUCUGCUAAGAGGACAAACAGCGAUUAUGGAUCAGUUGAAGACCAUAAUGACGCUCCUGCAAGAUCCUGGAAGGCCGGCAGCAGAUUCACAGCCACAGCCACAGCCACAGCCACAACC